AUGGCUGAAACAUCCGCAUCUGGUGCCGCUGGUCCAUCAGGAGACACAGAGGGCUCUAUAUACCCUCUUACUGUUUUAUAUUGUGAAGUGUGCGGAUUUCCGCCUGAGUACUGUGAAUUUGGGUCGCACCUCACCAAAUGCAAGGCGUGGCUAGAAGAGAAGGAUCCAGCUUUAUUUGAGAGAUUUUAUGGUGAAGGUAUCGACCUCAAAAAAGCGUCUAAGCAGUUUGCAACCAAAUUUGCGACUGGUGCUUCCGUGUCCAAAAAUCCCCAAGGAUUGGAUGAGAUUGUCGUGCAAGGCGAUGUUACUGACGAGAUUGUGGAAAUGCUGGAGGGAAACGUAGGGGUUCUCAAAGGCGUUCCGGAGGACAAUAUCGUUUGCGUGGAAGAUAAGAAGAAAAAGGGUGCAGCUGAGCAGUCAUGA
Messenger RNA from Acaulospora colombiana, 423 nucleotides. The record is from the annotation of a GenBank genome assembly. NCBI's taxonomy places the organism in Eukaryota, Fungi, Glomeromycota, Glomeromycetes, Diversisporales, Acaulosporaceae.